GCUGAGGGGAGUCCGCGGGAGCCGCCGCCGCCGCCGCUGUCCCGUCCCCGCCGCCGCCCCGCGCGGCCCCGCCGCCGGCCAGGAUGCUGGAAGAAGCGGGCGAGGUGCUGGAGAACAUGCUGAAGGCGUCGUGCCUGCCGCUCGGCUUCAUCGUCUUCCUGCCCGCGGUGCUGCUGCUCGUGGCGCCGCCGCUGCCCGCCGCCGACGCGGCGCACGAGUUCACCGUCUACCGCAUGCAGCAGUACGACCUGCAGGGGCAGCCCUACGGCACUCGGAACGCAGUGCUCAACACGGAGGCCCGCACCAUCGACGCCGACGUGCUGAGCCGUCGCUGUGUGCUCAUGCGGCUGUUGGACUUCUCCUACGAGCAGUACCAGAAGGCCCUGCGGCAGUCGGCUGGUGCCGUGGUCAUCAUCCUGCCACGGGCCAUGGCCGCCGUGCCCCAGGACGUCAUCCGGCAAUUCAUGGAGACCGAGCCUGAGAUGCUGGCCAUGGAGACUGUCGUCCCUGUGUAUUUUGCUGUGGAGGACGAGGCCCUGCUGUCCAUCUAUGAGCAGACGCAGGCCGCAUCCGCCGCCCAGGGCUCCGCCUCGGCUGCCGAAGUGCUGCUCCACACCGCCACUGCCAAUGGUUUCCAGAUGGUCACCAGCGGGGUCCAGAGCAAGGCUGUGAGUGACUGGCUCAUCACCAGUGUGGAGGGGCGGCUGACAGGGCUGGGCGGAGAGGACCUUCCCACCAUUGUCAUCGUGGCCCACUAUGAUGCCUUCGGAGUAGCGCCCUGGCUGUCACACGGUGCAGACUCGAACGGGAGCGGCAUCUCUGUGCUGCUGGAGCUCGCCCGCCUCUUCUCCAGGCUCUACACCUACAAGCGCACCCAUGCGGCGUACAAUCUUCUCUUCUUCGCUUCUGGAGGAGGCAAGUUCAACUACCAGGGAACAAAGCGCUGGCUGGAAGACAACCUGGACCACACAGACUCCAGCCUGCUCCAGGACAAUGUGGCCUUCGUGCUGUGCCUGGACACCGUGGGCCGGGGAGACAGCCUGCACCUGCACGUGUCCAAGCCGCCACGAGAGGGGACGCUGCAGCACGCCUUCCUGCGGGAGUUGGAGGUGGUGGCUGCCCACCAGUUCCCGGAGGUCCGGUUCUCCAUGGUGCACAAGAAGAUCAACCUGGCGGAGGAGAUCCUGGCCUGGGAGCAUGAGCGCUUCGCCAUUCGCCGGCUGCCUGCCUUCACCCUGUCCCACCUGGAGAGCCACCGUGACGGCCAGCGCAGCAGCAUCAUGGACGUGAGGUCCCGGGUCGACUCUAAGACUCUGACCCGCAACACCAGGCUGAUCGCGGAGGCCCUGACCCGAGUCAUCUACAACCUGACCGAGAAGGGAACCCCCCCAGACAUGCCAGUCUUCAUGGAGCAGAUGCAGAUCCAGCAGGAGCAGCUGGACUCGGUGAUGGACUGGCUCACCAACCAGCCGCGGGCCGCCCAGCUGGUGGACAAGGACGGCACGUUCCUCAGCACGCUGGAGCACUACCUGAGCCGCUACCUGAAGGAGGUGAAGCAGCACCACAUCAAGGCCGACAAACGGGACCCCGAGUUUGUCUUCUAUGACCAGCUGAAGCAGGUGAUGAACGCCUAUAGGGUCAAGCCUGCCAUCUUCGACCUGCUCCUGGCCGUCUGCAUCGGCGCCUACCUCGGGAUGGCCUACACGGCAGUCCAGCACUUCGACCUCCUGUACAAAACGGUUCAGAGACUGCUCGUGAAGGCCAAGACGCAGUGACGUGGCCCGUCGCCGGCGCCACGAGCCACUGCCUGCCGCCCCUCCCCGUGCUGCAGCCCACAGGAGGGCAGGGCUUCACCCCGGCUCAGCGGCCGGAACCCUGAAUUACAGAGCUUUUCUGUGUUGCUCUUGAGGAUUUGGGGGAUUCUUUCUCUUUUUUGUCCUUUGAACUCCCCCGGAGGAGCAUUUGGUGGAGGGCCCGGGGCCGGGCCAUUGACUUAGGGACAAGUCUGCAGAUGAGCCCCCAGCCCCAGAGGCAGCCCCACUGCCCUCAGGGCUCGCCGGCCACGGGAUGACCGAGGAGACGCCCCCAGCGCGGCCUCCGUGUCCCGCCUCUUGGCCACGAUGCUGAGCGGGGACCGCAGGCUGAGGGGCAAGGGGCCGCCUUCGCUGGCCCAGGUCUGCCCGCCCCACUCCCCCGGUCCCCCGCGGUGACUCGGGUGCUCUUCCUCCUGUCUGAAGAAGGGUCCCCAGGUUCUGGCCCCUCCCUCGGAAGCCUUGCGUCCCGCCCCCCUGGCCGGGGCUGAGGGCAGCCGCCUCAGGGUGUGGCCUUGGAAUGCGUCUCCCUUGAGCCCCCUGGAUGCCAGUGCCCUGAAGACCCACAGCCUCCCCGGUCCGGCUCCCUGCGCCGUUCGCCUUCACGUGUGCUUCUCACCGCCUGCUCCCCCCUCCCCGCUGCGCCCCGGGGAGCUCGGGCCUGACCCCAGGAACCCGGGUGCCGUUGGAGCCCCUGGGGCAGGAGGCAGCCGUGAAGAGAGGAGGCCCCUACUCCCCCGCCCCUUACCUCGGGCUCUCUGGGCCUCCGUUUCCUCAUCCGGAGAGAGGAGGGUGUGUUGUGGGGCCGUUGGCGCCCCCGUGUCCUAGGAGGGCAUCCAGGCUGGGGGUCGAGGGGGAGCGUUUGCUGGAGAAGAUGCAGCCGCGGGCCCCACGGGGCUGCCCGUCCCAGGACCUGGGAUCUGGGGAGGAAGGUCCAGGCCUGAACCCCAAAAAUCAGGCUCCUUGGAAGGGAAGGGGUGCAGAGGGGGCAUCUAGCGCUGCUGAGAUUGAUCUCAGGGAGACCCAGGCGUACCGAUUCAUUAGCAAUAUAAUCAGUUAGGUGUUCUGUGCUGAGGGGAGGGUCGGGAUGAGGGAGAAGGGCCUCUGGGCACCAGCCUCAGCCUCCAGGGAGGUCUUCACGGAAGGGGCGGCGGAGCAGGGGGACUAGCUCCCUCCGUGUGCCCCCAGCCAGCCCUCAUAAGCCAGCUCGCCACUCGCUGCAGGGUGCCGGCUCCUGGGGGCUACAUCUCCAUCUCUUGUCUUGGGCCUCCUGCCUUCGCCAAGCCCGACCCCUUGGCAUGGCUGCCGUCCCAGCCUCCCAGGCCCGCAGAGGGCCUGGGGGCCACGGGCUCUCCUGUCUGUCCCCCCUUCUCUGCCCUGCUGGGUGGCCUGUCUUCCCCCAGAGACUUGACCGAGUGCCCAGCCAGCCCGGCCACCUCUGGGGGGCAGGAUGUGGGGACUGGCACUGGCUCAUUGUCUCCCGCACACGCGUGCCGGUGCCGAGUGGGUGUCCUCCCUCCCCAGGGCAGGUCGUCAGCUCAGGCUGUUUGUGGGACACACUUGGACGAUCAGAAAAUAAAGCCAUAUCGAAUGAUCAGC
Molecule: messenger RNA, 3410 nt
Organism: Callorhinus ursinus (northern fur seal)
Lineage: Eukaryota; Metazoa; Chordata; Mammalia; Carnivora; Otariidae
Gene: NCLN
Product: nicalin
Biological process (GO): regulation of signal transduction
Cellular component (GO): membrane
Source: RefSeq, a predicted model, not a curated record